Messenger RNA from Dendronephthya gigantea, 1697 nucleotides. RefSeq lists its product as uncharacterized. The record is from RefSeq and is a predicted model, not a curated record. Bases 125 to 1033 code for a protein of 302 amino acids. The transcript is spliced from 8 exons. Lineage: Eukaryota; Metazoa; Cnidaria; Anthozoa; Malacalcyonacea; Nephtheidae.
AAAUUUAUUAUAUCAAUAAAUUCUUAAACACAUCCGAAAUUACUAAAACAAUAAUUUCGCGACGCGUGGCCGAGCAUUAUGAAACGGAAAGAAACUGGGUCAAAACCAACUCAAAUCUUUCACAAUGGCGGAGAAUUUUGAAAGGGCUGCCAAUGCUCGCAAGAAGAAACUCCCUUCCAUGGAUUGUCUUAUUAGGCAAGGUAAUGAUAUUUUAGAAAAGCGAAAAAAGAGAAGAAAGCCUAUUCAUUAUGAGUAUAGCACGGAUCCAAAAACUGGCCAACGGAGUUGCAAAAAUACUUACAAUCCAAAGUAUUAUAAUCGCGAUGAUACCGCCUCUAGUUCAAGAUCAAAAAACUUAGAGGAACACAGCGAUAAUAUUUUCCAAGAACAAGAACCACCAGAAGUAAGUUUAUUGGAUCGUGAAUCAGAUAUGGAUGUAACGACAAACGCUGUAGAGGAUGUGACAAUGAAUGAUAUCCUUGAAGAAGCAAAAGGAUUAUUAUGUAACUGGAAAUGUGGUGGUCAGCAAAAGAAACGAACCUGGCAUGAAAGACAAAAUUCCCUUUAUGAAAGCUGGGAGGAAGUCAGAAGUAGUUUAAUCGAAGUUUUGCUGCAAACUAAAUUUUCCAUUGGCAUUUUUGAUGAAUUGUUAUGCGAAAGCUGUAAAGAUGCCAUGGCAGUUAUUGGAUGUCAAGACUGCAUUUCACAUAGAUAUGUCUGUGGGGAUUGUGAUGAGGAGAACCAUAAGAACCAUCCAUUUCAUGAUCGAGAUGCAAUUUUGAAUGGUUUUCAUGAACCUAUUCCUCCAACAGCCUCAAUUAACAGCAAACUGGAAUGGAUUACUGUUGAACGGUCCCUUCCAUUUGGUGAUGUUAUUUGUCCCACAUGCCUAUUUCCUUGCAAUAUUUUAUAUGAUGAGAAGGGUAUGGGUUGCAUUGCUGUAACAUUGAAAGGUAGAUUCGACAUUAGUCACACAAAAUAUGAAUGUAAACAAUGUGACAAUGUUAUUCAUCAACAAGUCCCCAUGUUUUAAUACAGCUGGGGUUUUGGCCUGGAACUAUUCGUGACAUGACAUAUGUAUUUCACCAAGAUCUCUUUCAUUUCUGGGAUAAUUUACAGAAGAUUGUUCCUGGAAUUUCUCAAAAUAGUUUUGUGAAAUCACUAGAAAUGUUUUCGAUACAAAAAGGGCGGAUGGGAACAAUUAACAGCAAAACAUUUGGUAGCUCUUUUCGUGAAUGGAAAUAUUGCCAAUAUGAAUUGAACAAACUACGGCAUAUUAACUGGAUGGAGUGCCCUGCAUGUGAACAGCAGCAACACUCCGUUCACAUGGAUGGUAACAUGAAACUUUAUCGGUACAAAUCUGCUGGGAUCAGGAAAAGAGAUUGCUACUAUGGAGAUGCUUUAUUGCUUCAAAUGAAAAAGUUCAACAUCAUCUCUGUAAAAUUUACAAAAAAGGAAAGGAAAAGGUCACAGAUGAUUCUAAGUGUGGCGAUUCUAUUUGGCAUGCUGCUGGAAAUACUUUGAAGAAAAAGAAAAUUGUUGAUGAAACUGGGCUAGAAAUUGCUGGCUGUCGUCACAGUGUUGCCCAGCAUGCAGUUAGCAUGAAGCACGGAGAAGUGUAUGGCUAUGCACAUUAUAUGCAAAAGGAAUAUUACCUUCGUCGUACAACACAAUUCUUCUGGUAUGAUGUCAUCUGC